CGCGGAGGUGUUGUCUCUGUUUUAGACGAUGAGCUCAGCCUGCUGGUCGUGAUCAUUGACACCAACCCCAUCUGGUGGGGGAAGAGGGCGCUGGGAGAAGGUGAGCAGUUCACCCUAUCAAAAUGCAUGGACGCAGUGAUGGUGCUGGGAAACUCCCACUUGCUUAUGAACCGCAACAACAGGCUUGCCGUGAUAGCGAGUCACACACAGGAAAGCCGUUUCUUGUACCCUGGGAAGGGUUGGGCUGCUGCAGAGCUCUUUGGAGAUGGUGGUAGUUCCAUGGAAGCGAAUUGCUCUGGCAGCAAGGAUGGAAAAUAUGAGUUGUUAACAGCAAUCAAUGAUGCAAUUGCAGAAGAGAUUAAAGACCUCAUGACAAAAAGUGACAUGAGGGGCCAGCAAACCGAAACUCUGUUAGUAGGAUCACUCUCUAAAGCCCUCUGUUAUAUCAACAGGAUGAGCAAAGAUGUGAAAGGCAAUCAAGAAAUGAAAUCAAGGAUUUUGGUCAUAAAAGCAGCGGAAGACAGUGCAUUGCAAUAUAUGAACUUCAUGAAUGUUAUCUUUGCAGCACAGAAACAGAGUGUUUUGAUUGAUGCUUGUGUGUUGGACUCUGAUUCAGGUCUCCUACAACAGGCUUGUGACAUUACGGGUGGCAUAUAUCUGAAAGUGCUCCAUAUGCCAUCCCUUCUGCAGUAUUUGCUGUGGGUGUUUCUCCCUGAUCAAGAGCAAAGAUCACAGCUUGUCCUUCCACCUCCCAUUCAUGUUGACUACAGAGCUGCAUGCUUCUGUCACCGAAACCUCAUUGAAAUCGGUUACGUGUGCUCCGUGUGCUUGUCAAUAUUCUGCAACUUCAGUCCUAUCUGUAGCACAUGCGAGACUGCUUUCAAAAUAUCACUGCCACCUGUCAUGAAAGCUAAGAAGAAGAAAUUAAAGGUGGCUGCAUAACUACGUUAUGUAAAUGCAUCAUUACCUCCUCUGGGAAUUAUGGAAGAUAGAAGAUGGAAUUGGAUCUGAGAGAACUGUAUGCAGUGUUAUUGCUUGUUUCUUAAGGGAUGAAUAUCCACAUUGUAUGUGUUCUACACAGCCCUCUAAGUAACAAAUGACUAUUGCCACGUAACCUGUGCUGGUUUAAACGUGAGAGGAACCAGCAGUUACAGCCUGCUAAGGCACAUACCCUGGCAAGGAGAAAAAGGUAUUCUGGCCAUUGCCAGCGUUUCACUCCUCCAGGUUAUAUUCAAAGGCAAGAAAACAGAUUCUUUUUGGGCACUGGUGUGAAGGUGAGAGUGACAUUUCUAGUGCAUAGGAUCAGCCCCUGAGCACUGUGUUGCUGAGGGACUUGAACUUCUUGCUAGGUUUUGCUAGCAGUGUUUGGCCUGCCCUACCUGUGCACUCAGGUGUUCAUGUUCCUUUGGCUGUCCUGUGUCUGUGGUAUUAACUUUCCUAAUCAGAUAUCUCUUCCUUUGUGAGUAAAAAGGCCUCCAUUUGUUUGAAGUAACUUCAGUAACUUCAGGCUGCCUGGUUGAUCUUUAGGGUUGUGUUUUGGAACUGGACAAGGUAAUUCUGUGCAGUAUGGCAGUUUAAUAUGUGGUGCUACAGCUGGCAUGUGACAAGUGAGAAUGAAGGCUUUUGCUUUGGUGGUUUUGGGGCAGAACGUGAGGGUGUCCUGUGAGCUUCUGAACAUGACUUUGAUUUAAACAUUCUCCCCCUUGUAAAAAGCAAUGGUACGGUUUGGUGUUUGAACUGGUUGCUUGUAACUGGUGUUCUCCUGAAGGGAAUACUGUUUCUGUAUAAAGGAAUACUGUUUCUGUAUAAAGGAAUACUGUUCCUGUAUAAAGGAAUACUGUACCUGUUUCCUGUAUUGAAAACCACAGAUCCUUGUUUCCCCCCAAGGUGUACCCAGGUAUUUCUGUCAUGUCUUGCUCCUUGCCUCAGCGUUUCUCAGUGUAACAGCUGCAAUGCCAGACUUUUACUGGCUCGUUUUGGUUGACGGCUGUAUUACAAUGUACUUUGUAUAAGAAGUUUGUAAUAAAACCUUUCCCUUUUCAAA
This is a messenger RNA of Melopsittacus undulatus (budgerigar), 2044 nucleotides long. It is a transcript of the gene GTF2H3, whose product is annotated as general transcription factor IIH subunit 3. Gene Ontology annotation, biological process: nucleotide-excision repair; regulation of DNA-templated transcription. Bases 127 to 942 code for a protein of 271 amino acids. The record is from RefSeq and is a predicted model, not a curated record. NCBI's taxonomy places the organism in Eukaryota, Metazoa, Chordata, Aves, Psittaciformes, Psittaculidae. The transcript has 12 exons. Gene Ontology annotation, cellular component: transcription factor TFIIH holo complex; transcription factor TFIIH core complex.